Messenger RNA from Labrus mixtus (cuckoo wrasse), 1851 nucleotides. RefSeq names its product phosphoribosyl pyrophosphate synthase-associated protein 1-like. Gene Ontology annotation, cellular component: ribose phosphate diphosphokinase complex; cytoplasm. NCBI's taxonomy places the organism in Eukaryota, Metazoa, Chordata, Actinopteri, Labriformes, Labridae. The record is from RefSeq and is a predicted model, not a curated record. The transcript is spliced from 11 exons. Gene Ontology annotation, molecular function: magnesium ion binding; ribose phosphate diphosphokinase activity. Bases 259 to 1461 code for a protein of 400 amino acids. Gene Ontology annotation, biological process: 5-phosphoribose 1-diphosphate biosynthetic process; purine nucleotide biosynthetic process.
GGCUCAGCUUUUCGUCUCCUGUAGUCUGUUUUUCUUUUCUUUCGCUGCUCGAUGGGGAGGAGCACAACACGAGUGUAGCCCGCAUGUUCCUUUUGUUAUUUACAUUUUCACGAUAAGACUAGUAGUUUUAUUUACUUUACGGUUGGUGAUAAACUUUUUCUAUUUUUUUCGUGUUUAUCGUUCAACUGCUCUGAAGGAUAUAUAUAUUUUUCUUCUUGGGUGGAACGUUACCGAAACCCACGUUGUCGCCAUAGCAACAUGCCCAUUCGGCGUUUCGGGGGUCACAGGUCACUGGUAUCGCACUCUCAAAUCCCGAAGCUGUCGUAUGGUUACACCAGGAUGAAUAUCUCAAGAACUGGGUACCGAGUGUUUUCUGCCAACUCCACCACCGCAUGCACCGAGCUGGCCAAGAAGAUAACGGAACGCCUGGGUGUGGAGUUGGGCAAGUCAGUGGUUUACCAAGAGUCAAAUAAAGAGACAAGAGUGGAUGUGAAAGAGUCCGUCCGUGGGCAAGACAUCUUUAUCAUUCAGACCAUCCCCAGAGAUGUCAACACGGCCAUCAUGGAGCUGCUGGUCAUGGCGUACGCCCUGAAGACGUCCUGUGCCAAGAACAUCAUCGGGGUCAUUCCCUACUUCCCGUACAGCAAGCAGUGCAAGAUGAGGAAGAGAGGAUCCAUCGUCUGCAAGCUGCUCGCCUCCAUGUUAGCUAAAGCUGGUCUCACUCACAUCAUCACCAUGGACCUGCACCAAAAAGAAAUCCAGGGAUUCUUCAACUUCCCCGUUGACAACCUGAGGGCCUCCCCCUUUCUCAUCCAGUACAUCCAGGACGAGAUCCCAGAUUACAGGAAUGCUAUAAUUGUUGCAAAGUCUCCUUCAGCUGCCAAGAGAGCUCAGUCCUACGCUGAGAGGCUUCGACUCGGGCUGGCGGUGAUGCACGGCGAGGCCAACCACUCGGAGUCAGACAUGGCCGAUGGGCGACAGUCUCCCCCCUUGUCCCGCACCACCACAGGACACACCGGCCUGGAGCUGCCAUCCAACGCAGGCGGCAGACAUCAUGUCCCAUUCCCUGGGAUAGAGCUCCCAAUAAUGAUGGCAAAGGAGAAGCCGCCCAUCACUGUCGUUGGAGACGUCGGAGGCCGUAUCGCCAUCAUUAUUGACGACAUCAUCGACGACGUGGACGACUUUGUAGCAGCUGCAGAGAUCCUGAAGGAGAGGGGAGCCUACAAAAUCUACAUCAUGGCUACGCACGGUCUGCUGUCGGCCGACGCCCCCAGGCUCAUAGAGGAGUCUGCUAUUGAUGAGGUGGUCGUGACCAACACCGUUCCUCACGAGUUGCAGAAGCUGCAGUGUCCAAAAAUCAAAACCGUGGACGUCAGUAUGAUCCUGGCUGAGGCCAUCCGACGCAUCCACAACGGAGAGUCCAUGGCCUAUCUGUUCCGCAACAUCGCUGUGGAUGACUGAGGCAUCACACACACACUUUAACACUUAACAUUCCUGCUGACAUUAGUGAGCACACACACACACACACACACACACACACACACACACACACACACACACACACACACACACACACACAUUGAUGACCAAGACCUCAGGUUGACUCCAGCCUGUGCUUUAUUUCCUCCUGUUUGUUCUGCUGUUACACACAGAGGCUGCUCUAGCCGUAUGUUACACAUGAAAAAGCUUCAUUUUCUCUGUUACUUAAUGGGACUGCACCGACUCGACAAACUGUCACACUUCACUGACUCUGUCACCAUUUGAAAAACAUAAAUACCACAAACAUAUCAUGUAUCAUGCAGCCCCUUUGAGUGCGCUGCAGAAUCCAGUAAAUAAAUCAGUUCUUCUGGA